AUGGCGUCGCCUUCAAAGUCUCCAACUGUGAGUUGAUUUUAAUUGAUUAAAAAUAUACGUUUAACUGCUGAAAUUGAUGCCGUGUUCAAAGUAAUUUCCGCGAAAUGCAAAAUAAUCUCUGACUCUCCAAAAAUUUAGUGAUCUUUUUCCUUUCUCUAACGGGUAUUUUUGCAUUUCGCGGAAAUUACUUUGAACACGGCAUGAUAAGAAAAAAAGUGAUUGAAAAAAAUGUAAUUUUUUUGAAAUAUAUUUAUUCGAAAAAUAUCAUAUUGAUUAUUUCAUUUGUAUCUCAAUCCGUCUUUGAUAUUUAUUUUUUUAAAUUAAUCGUCGUUCCUGUCGAAUUCAGAUUUCAUUGCCGCAAACAGAAAACAAAAAAACUCCGGAAUUGCUGGAAAUUCAAAAACAAUAUCUUUAUUUUCAAUUCGUACAAAUUAUUUUUAAACUAUUUUUCAGAAAGUUCCAAUAAAGCGCCGGCCUUCGAUAACUCCAUAUUCGGUAGAAGAUGAGACAAAUAUGUGGAAUUUUCUCUUGGAGUGAGUGUUUAAAUUUUUAAUUAAAAACUUACAUAAUUUUCCUUUUUCAGAAAAAUAAUUGAAUUUUGUAGUUUGCUCCGAAAGAAAGACGAAAAUCCGCUGGCCUAUGAAAAACAGCCGUUGGGCUCUCGUCUGUGGGAAGAUUAUGUUGACCCGCUGAACGGAACGCGUACGGUCGAUAACUUGCGAACACAGUCAGCUUCUCCCACCGGAAACUGAUUUAAACGGGUUGAAUUGCAGUUUCCGCAAGGUGAUGAUUUUCCGAUUGCAUCGUUCAAAUCUCAGUUGCGCCGACAUGAUGUACCUUUAUCGAAAGCUGCAGUUGGACUUGGAUCCUAAGCUUCAAGAACAGUUGGUUUUACCAAAAAAGUUCACAAAAAUCAGAAUUUUCGAAUUUCCCAGAAAAAAAUAUAUUUAAUUUUGGUUACCGUAGAAAACAGUGCAUACACGCAUUGCACAAAAUUCUUUUUUAUUACGACAGUUAUGAAAAUUCUCCUUUUCUGUUUCGUUUUUUUAAAUCUUGUCACUUUCAUGAUAAAUUGGCGUGUGUUUAAAAGGUUGUGAUUUUUGAUCGUUGUUUUAAAUGAAUUUAUGGGGUAUGGAUUAAUCUUCGGCCAAAUUUAUUCCUGAAAUCGUGAUUCGGAUUUUUCAUGAUUUUCUAACUUUCAUUAUCAGUGAGGAUUCUUCUUCAUAUCAUAAAAUGAUAUUUUUUCUAUAUUCAGUGUAUUUUUUGUUUUCACUAAAACAAGGUUUUAUUCACCGAACUGGGAAAAAUGUUUGAAACGGAGUUUUUGCAUUAGAUAGUGUUCCAAAAGCUUAAUCUUGAAAAAUAUCAUAGAAAUUUGAAAAUCUGUGCAGUAGUUAUUGAUUUUAAGAGUUUUUAAAAUAUUUUCAAAAGGUUUCAUUACAUUAAAAUAUUGAAAAAUAUUCUCUAAGCGUAUUUUUUCCAGAUUACAGUACCGAUUCAACUGCAAGAUCGAGACGGCGGGCAAAAAGGUGUUGGGUCACCGCGAAUUCCCCCUCGGGCAGGACAUUUUCGGGAAUCCCAAGGAAGAACCAGAGUCCCAAGCUCCGGAGGUCGAACCGAAACUUGAGCCCAAGCCAGAGCCCGAGUCCGAGCCUCGGACAAUUCAAAGACCCAGGAGAAGUUCGACGGCCAAGCGGCAACUUUUCAAGCAGAAUGAAACUUCCGAAGAAGUUGAUAAGGAGAAAAGCUCUUCUUCCAGUUCUGACGAUGAAGGUUGUGAAUUGGAAAUUUAUUUGUUUUAUAGAAUAUUUACGAAAAACAGAGCCUAAUUCGGACAUUGGUAACGCGAAAUGGGCGUUUCUGGGGACUUCUAGUCACCACUUAAGAGUGCUGACGCUACUUAAGUGGCCACUAGAAUUGCCCAGAAACGUUCGUUUCGUGUUACCAAUGUCUUAGAACCAUCUUUUUGGCUUUCGGAAACGAGCAUUUCAUUCAUUUCUACCGAGUUUGUAAGAAUCAUUACGUUUCGAAACAAGCUCUUAAUCAUUUCAUAAUCAUAUCUGUUUAAUAUGUGAUCUAAAUUUUUUUUUCACUGUUCUUGAAUUUCAAUAGAAAUAAGAAGGUGCUUGUGCAAGUUUUAAAUAUUUUUUUCGGGAAAAAAAUUCUCCGGUAGUUUUUUUGGUUAUGAUUUCAGGUUUGAAAAAUGUUUAAUAGAUAGGUUAAACGGAAAAGUAUCUUCAGGGACUCUCAGAAGAAGCUGAAAAGGUUUCGCUGAUACUGGGAAAAUUUUUAGCGGCCACUAUAGUAGUCAAAUUAGUGGCCACUGAAGGGUUUAAAAAUUAGUGGCCACUAUAGAGGUCUAAGUGCUACUACUAGACCACUAAAAAUUUUAGUGGCCACUUUAGGGGUCAAUGGAUCAACAUAACUGGUCCAAUCUGAUUGUUUUAAAAUGACCAGUUACUGAAAGAAAUACUGGAUGAAAAAGUUCUGAAGUGGCCACUAAAACGGAAAAUAGUGGCCACUAUAGAGGUGGGUUUAGUGGCCCCUUUAGUGUCCUCUCUAAGUAGUCCUUGGGGAGCCUCUAUAACGGGCCCCUAAAAAUUUUCCCAGUGUACAGAUUUUUAUAAAGAUGGAUUUCAAAAUUAUUCCCAAGAUCUUCAUCCACAAGAUCAUAAAAAGACUACACAAUAUGAGAAAAAAGGAAUAACGUUUUCUUUCUUUAGCUUCUUUCCAUCCUUCUGUACAUUUUUUUUCACAGCUUUUUCAAAAUUCGAAAAUAGAUAUAUCAUUUUCAAGAUUCCGAAGACGAAUACCAGCCGGAGACUCGCAAAAAGAAGUCCUUCCUCCAAAAUUCGGAUAAACCUGAACGAUCCAAUGAGAAAUCAUCAAAAACCACGAAAAGUUCAUCGAAAAGAAAUCAAGAUUUCUCCGACGAUAGUCCAGCUCAAACGCCGAUCAAAGGUGAACUCUUAGAUAUUGUUUUAAAUAUCAAUUUUCUUCAGAUUCACCAAAAUCUGAAAAUGAGCCUGGACCCGCUCCGCUGAAACUUCCCGCCUACCGUAUGCCGAUUUUGGAAAAACGAGCUAGUUAUAGGGUGAAUAAACUAAGGAGGAAAAGCAAAAAAAAAAUGAUAAUUGGGUUACGGUAGGUUAGCGUGGUGCAUACACAGAAUUUGGGAAGUGAAUCAGACACACACAACUUUACGACAGUUUGACAAUUUCCUUUAUUUUCCUGCUUUGUUCCUACUAAUCUUUGUUUAAAAAUAUCAAAUAUUCGUUGUAAACUCUCUUUUCCUACAGAAAAAAAUGCGAAAUGUUUGGAAAAACCGGUCGAGCGGAUCCCAUAUUCGCCGAAAGAUCACGAAAUCAUGUGGUGUUUCGUUUUCAGGUGAGAAAAUUUUUAAAUACUAUAAUUUUUUUUCAGAGCUUUACGCAAGAAUCCAGAAGAAAUGGUGCAGCAUUUUCGAUUCUGGACUUUUUAUGUCGAGGAUAUGAAAUGUGAACGAACUGCGGGAAAUGUUAGCUGCCAGUUAGUUUAAAUAUAAUAUCCAGAAUGCGUUAAAAUUAUCUCUCUCUUGCCUUUUUUUCUCUCUUCCACCUAUUUCACAAGUUCAAAAAAUAGAAAUACUAAAAGAAAUCCGAAAAAUUGAAUUUCUAAAACUUUCAAUUUUCAUCAUUUUUUUAUUACAGUUUCGUCCGUCAAAUGCUGCCAAAACUCUACCAGGCUGAAAUCCCGGCCAAAUUAUUGUUCGAACUUUACAAAGUUCUGCGAUUGUCCGUUCAAAAGGAGGAAGUUCGGUUGUGAGUUUGAAAUAAUUUUUAAAAAGAAGGAAUUUUUUUGACUUUAAUUAUUGAGGAGAAGCGAAAAUUUAGAUUUUUAAAAAAAGUUAGGUAAAAUUUGGAAAAUUAUUCUUUAAAAACUUAGGUUUUACUCGUUAGAAGCGUGUUCUGGUUCAUUAGAAAGUGUUUCGGAUCAGCUUCAGGAAUUUCUGAAAGUUUUUCUGAAUUUAACUGGAACUUAAAAGAAUACUUGUAAGCAGGAGUUUUGACAAAACGGUUUCUCAGCUUUUCUAAGAAUUUAUUUUUCACUUAAGUGGUUGGAGUAAGAGAACCUAGCUAACAUUUUUUGUCUCAAGAGCAAAUUGUUUUUGAAGUUUAUAUGAAAAAAUUUAUUAGGGUGGAGUCUAACUCCCGCUUACUUAAUUUUUGUUAUUCGCAGCUGAUUUUUAUUGAAGUCGUUCAAAAGUUUUAUAUUAGCCUUCAAGAACUACAUAUCUUAGUGCUUAUGAACUAUGGAAUUUUUGCAGCCUGAAGAACCGCUUCGACGUGAACCUAGAGCUGUCGUCGUCGCGGACGUUGGUCAACUACAAACUGGGAGACGAAGAAGACCGCGACUUCGACGUCGACGCCUACGUGGCUCGCGUCAUCGCCGUCGGCUAUCGAAGACCGGAAGACGUACCGACGGACGAAGCGCCUCCUCCGAUGCGCUCCGUCUUCAACGAACGACGUCGUCAGAUCAAGCGACGUGGCAAGAACGAGCCCGUGCCCGUCCUGCAGAUCACCGACGAUCCGGAGGAGCCCGUCAUCGAGAUCCGCGAGACCAAAAAAGGUCUCGAAACAAGAAUUGAAGAGUUUUUGGUCGCAUUUGGAAUGUCUCAGGGUUUCCUCUACAAAUUCAUGUUUUUUUGUUUCUCACAAUUUAAUUUUAAUUUUUUUUUUCUUCAUCUGUCUAAGACUCCACGGGGACUCAUAGAUCUUCUGAAAUCCUUGAACUUCUUGAAAAACGAUGUUUGAGUAGUUUUCUUCUUGAAAAUUCCUCUUUUUGUGAUUUCUUUAUGUUGAUUUUUAUGACGCCAUUAUGGAGAUUAUGGCUCUAGAAGCCGUCUUUUUAUGAAUCUGUCCUUCUUCUCCCUUCAUUUUUUUUAAAACGACGUAAAAGCUUCGGACGAAAUGACGUCAUUAUUUGCAGAAGACGCCAAGCCUCUGCUGCACCACUACUUCAAGAAGUCGUCAAAGUCGUCAACGUCUUCUGCGGCGCCCAAAAAGACGCCCAUCAUCUGCAUCGACAGCGACGAUGAGAAUUUCAAGAAAAAGACGUCGUUCUGGACGCCUACUGAAGUCAAGAAGGAAGUGAAGAGAGAGGAGCCUCUCUCGACGCCUUGCAGAAAGAAGCUGAAGCGAGAAGCGAGUGUGAUCGACGAGCUGAACCUGACCGACGAGGAGGAGGCUGAACUUCUGAAGUUCCUCCAUCGAGAGCUGAGAAGGAGCCCCGGAAGGAUCGCCGAUCCGUUCACCAGACGAGUUUGGGACAAAUUCGUGUGUAUUACGGGAUUCCCGGCGCCGGCUGAUCAGCUGGCAGUUUUGUGAGUUUAACAGGAGGGAAAAAAUAGCGAUAGUGGUCUUUUCUAUCUUCUGGGAAGGUGUUGGAAAGGUAACCAGCAGAAGGUUGGAAAGAAGCUAGAAAGUCUUGAGAAAACCUUGGGAAGGUUUCCAGUAGGUUUUUGGAAGGUUUUCAGAAGGUUAAGAAAAGAAAUUUCAUUCCAGAAGCUUGCUGAAAGGCUUCUGGAAGGUAAGUAAAGGGGUUGGGAAGGUAUGUGGAAGGCAUUAUUUGACCACUGGGAAGCUUCCAAACGCCUUCCGAGAAACCGAGAGCAGAAGCUCCCAACUUCUAUCCGAGUUUUGCCUUCUCACUACCGGGAAGAUGCUCGGAAGCUGUGUGGAAGGCGUUUGAUAGCUUGCUGGCAAGCUUCCAACCGACUUUCAAGUAACAGAAAGCAGAACUCGCCUGCCAGAAGAAAGCUGGUAGGUUUCUGGCAAGCAAAUACCUUCGAAUUACCUUAGAACACCUUCCAAAGACCUUCUCAAGACCUUCAAGCUUCCAAACUCCUUCCGAUUACCUUCCCAACACCUUUCCAGAAAUCGCCUGAGCAGUGAGUCAUAAGAAAGUUCAGCUUCUUCUCGAAUCAGGUAUAAUAUCUUCAAAGGAAUCGUCUCCAAUCUCAGUAGAUCUUUUAAUUAUAAAAGAGAACUUGAAUUAGUUGUUUUUCUUAUGGUGAAUUGAGUUUUGGGCUUAAAAAAUGGUUUUAGAGAAAGUUAUGAGCUUACUAGCAAACUAAAAAAAAUAAUAUUUUGGUACAGACCUUUUUUGAAAAAAAAAUGAUCACAUCAGGUUUUUUCAACUUUUGAGCGCUUAUAACUUUUCUCAGAGGCCACCUCGGCAGUUUUUGAGCACAGAUUUGGAAUGAGCGUGAAAAGUUGCAUCUAGUGAAUUUUGUUUGGUUUAUGAGCUCUCCGGGAAGUCCAGAUAUAUUUUAAAUAAGCAAGCGGGAAGAAUUGAAAUUAUCUGUCAUGUUUUUCUGCAACUCUGUCCAUCCUUUAUUUGAUCACUUAUUUUUUAAAUAUUUUUCUGUUGAAGCAGUGAAUAAACUAUUGUUAUCAUUAACAUGAAUCUUGCUUCAUUUCAAGUGUUCGUGACGACUUGUGCCGACGGCUGUACAAGGCUGACCUGCCUCUGCCGAUAAUCAUCGAUCUGUACAGUCAGCUCGCGUUGGAGGUCGACGCUGCUGUUGUCAGAAUGUGGGUUUUGGGAAUAUACGACUGGAAAGGAG
Messenger RNA from Caenorhabditis auriculariae, 6607 nucleotides. Lineage: Eukaryota; Metazoa; Nematoda; Chromadorea; Rhabditida; Rhabditidae. The record is from the annotation of a GenBank genome assembly.